Molecule: messenger RNA, 1982 nt
Organism: Raphanus sativus (radish)
Lineage: Eukaryota; Viridiplantae; Streptophyta; Magnoliopsida; Brassicales; Brassicaceae
Product: cytochrome P450 77A4
Exons: 1
Coding region: 330-1841 (503 amino acids)
Cellular component (GO): membrane
Molecular function (GO): heme binding; iron ion binding; oxidoreductase activity, acting on paired donors, with incorporation or reduction of molecular oxygen, NAD(P)H as one donor, and incorporation of one atom of oxygen
Source: RefSeq, a predicted model, not a curated record
CUGUUUUAAGCUUUCAUCUAAUUACUACGUUCAGCACAUGGGUUUGGUCGCAACAAUCGGUCUAUGUAUAUGUUUUAAGACCAAUCAACAUGCCUUGUUUUAGUGAGCAGACACAGUCCAGAGUCCACAGUAUGUUUGACUAUGGAGUAGCAGUGAUAAAGAAUGUAGUUGACCAAACUGUACAAACACCAUUAAAUUUUAUUUUAAUUUUUAUAUUUUUACCACGUACUUUAUUUCUGCAUGCAUUACUCUGUUUCUAUAAAUAUCAUCAUCACCUUCUCUUCUCCACUUCACGCAUAAGGAAACGUUUUUGCAUGCAGUGAUUCAAGAUGCAUCUCUUCUCUUUUCCUCUUGAUUUCACAUUGCUUGUGAUUAUCAUCACCGGUUUAAUUUUCACCUUCACUCGAUGGAGUUCAAAGACAAAGAAACGUUUAAACCUUCCUCCAGGUCCACCGGGUUGGCCGGUAGUCGGUAACCUAUUCCAGUUCGCGCGCUCGGGGAAACAGUUUUUCGAAUACGCAGAGGAGCUCAAGAAAGCCUACGGCCCGAUCUUCACAGUAAGGAUGGGUACUCGUACGAUGAUCAUCCUCUCCGACGCCGCGCUAGUCCACGAGGCUCUGAUCCAGCGCGGAGCUCUCUUCGCCACCCGACCCGCCGAGAACCCGACCCGAACGAUCUUCAGCUGCGACAAGUUCACCGUCAACGCGGCGAAGUACGGCCCCGUGUGGAGGUCCCUGAGGAGGAACAUGGUCCAGAACAUGCUCUCCUCCGCCCGGCUCAAGGAGUUCGGAUCCGUGAGACGAUCCGCGAUGGAUAAACUCAUCGAGAGGAUCAGAUCGGAAGGUAGAGAUCACGACGGUUUAGUCUGGGUGCUUCGAAACGCGAGAUUCGCCGCGUUUUGCAUCCUGCUGGAGAUGUGUUUCGGAAUCGCGAUGGACGAGGAGUCGAUCGAGAAGAUGGACGAGAUGAUGAAGACGGUGCUGAUGACGGUGGAUCCGCGGAUCGACGAUUACCUCCCGAUCCUCGCUCCCUUCUUCUCGAAACAGAGGAAGCGAGCUCUCGAAGUCCGCCGCGAACAGGUCGAUUUAGUCGUGAGUCUCAUCGAGAGACGAAGGAGAGCGAUUCGGAAUCAAACGGCGCCGUCUUUCUCCUACCUCGACACGCUCUUCGAUUUGAAAGUAGAGGGACGCGAAACGGCGCCGUCCGACGAGGAGAUCGUGACUCUCUGCUCGGAGUUUCUCAACGGAGGUACGGACACGACGGGGACGGCGAUCGAAUGGGGGAUCGCUCAGCUGAUAGCGAAUCCGGAGAUUCAAUCUCGGCUCUACGAUGAGAUUAAAUCGACGGCUGAGGAUCGUCGGAUCGAGGAGAGUGACGUGGACAGAAUGGUCUUUUUGCAAGCGUUCGUUAAAGAGCUUCUCCGGAAACAUCCUCCGACUUAUUUUUCGCUGACGCACGCCGUCAUGGAAACGACGUCGCUCGGGGGUUACGACGUUCCCGCGGGCGUCAACGUCGAGGUUUAUAUCCCCGGUAUAAGCGAGGACCCGAGGAUCUGGUCUAAUCCUAAGAAGUUCGAUCCGGACCGGUUUAUAUCGGGUAAGGAAGAUGCUGACAUAACCGGGAUUAGUGGAGUGAAGAUGAUUCCGUUUGGUGUUGGCCGUCGGAUCUGUCCCGGGCUUGGAAUGGCGACCGUACACGUGCACCUCAUGCUUGCGAGGAUGGUCCAAGAGUUUGAGUGGACCGCUUAUCCGCCCGGAAGCGAGAUUGAUUUCGCCGGUAAAACGGAGUUCGCGGUGGUUAUGAAGAAUCCCUUGAGAGCCAAGGUUAAACCAAGGGUUUGAUAUAUUUUUAAAAUAUCUACUUUUAAGUAUUUUAGUUUUUAUCUUUAAAUUAAAAAUUAAGCAUUCUAAUUUUCCAGUAAUCCUAGAAGCUUCCGUUAAAUAAAUUUAAAUAAAAAACUUAUGCUGUAAAAGGUGAAUUAA